AUUUGAUUCACGUAUUUAUUAAAGAAAAUUUAUAAUCAAAGGAACAUUAGAGACAUCUGUGAAUACUGUGAAAAUUAAAUAUCGACUGUGUCGUUCACAAAAGUUUUACUACUUUAACCUCAAAUUUUAAGGAAGGAAAUAAAGUGCAUCUGUUAAUUGAAUUCAAUAUCAAAUAUUCCCAAUAUGAAUACUAAUGUUAUAAUAAAAGGUCCUAUAAAGCGCAGUAAGAAAUUUAAUAUGUUUCAAAAGAAAAGAAAAAUAAAUUCAUAUGAUCCUACAGAAGAAGCUAGAUUAGAAAAGAUAGUUUUUGGAGAUGCAAGUGAUGUUAUAAAUAAUUUACCAGAUGAAAAUCAUAUUGAAGAAACAAAUGAGAGCAAGAUUGCAAGCACAUGUAAUAAAGAUAAUGUGGAAGCUGAUGAAGAUAUACUUUCUGAAAAUUCUGAUAUAGAUACAAAUGAACAAAUAAAGAAAAAAAAAGUAGUCUGGGUAGAUGAAGAUGAUGGACAUUAUACCGUAGAAACAGCGUUAAAUAUUCAAAAUCGCAAAUUACCCAGCAAAAGGCCAGAGAAGUUUUAUACAGAAUUCUUAGAAAAUAAGUACAAACAUCUUGUAGGUACUCCAAAAUGGGCAGAAAUUGAUAGAACACAAGAAAAUUUUGAUGAUACAGAUUAUGAAAUCCUGAAGCAUAGCUCUCACUUAGAAGCGCCACGAAUGAAGAGCUUACCAAAAGGAACUAUUGAUAUUAAAGCAUUGAAAUCAAUAAAUCAGCAGACAUUUAAUGAAGGUCCUGUAAUAUCAAGUUUAGAAUUCCAUCCAACCUCUACAUUAGCUCUUAUUGCUGGUUCAUCUGGUAUUUUAUCUCUUUUUCAGAUUGAUGGUAUAGAGAACAAUAAAUUAUACAGUAUGCAAUAUAAGAAAUUUCCUAUAAGUAGAGCAAAAUUUCUUAAAGAAGGAACAGAAAUUCUACUAGGAUCUCAAUUUUACUCAUAUUGCCAUUCUUAUAAUUUGAUUAGUGGAAGAACUUAUAAAAUACCAUUACCACAUGGUAUUACUAAUAUGAAGAAAUAUGAAGUAUCACCUGAUGGUCGAUUGAUAGCAUUGUGUGGAAGAGCAGGUGAAAUUUAUCUGUUAACAAGUUCUUCUAAAGAACUUAUUGGCACUUUGAAUAUGAAUACAAAAUGUCGAACAGUUUCAUUUACCCCUGACAAUAAAACACUCAUAACGCACGGAGAUGGCAAUGAAAUGUAUGUUUGGGAUAUAAAAAGUCGAACGUGUAUACAUCGUGCAGUGGAUGAUGGAUGUUUGUCUUGUUUAGUUACUGCAAUAUCUCCAAAUGGUCAAUUUUUAGCUACUGGUAGUAGGGAAGGAGUAGUUAAUUUGUAUGAUAUAAAUACAGUACUAAAAGAAAAAAUUCCAAUGCCUCUUAAAGCAAUUUUCAAUCUUGUUACUUCAAUUACUGGAUUAAAGUUCAACCCUACAUCAGAGAUAUUAGCUAUGGCUUCUGAUAAAAAGGCAAAUGCUUUUAAAAUGUUACAUUUGCCAUCAUUUAAUGUAUUUUCAAAUUUUCCCACAUUUCAAACAACAAUGUCAAUGCCCUCUGCUAUUGAUUUUUCUCCUAGCAGUGGUUACUUAGGUAUAUCAAAUAGGUCACAUAAAGCGUUUUUAUACAGAUUGAAACAUUAUGGAAAUUAUUAAGCACUUCUUUUGUAAAAAUGUUCUAAAUAUAUAAUCGAUAUAAACUUUACAAAGA
This is a messenger RNA of Vespula pensylvanica (western yellowjacket), 1750 nucleotides long. RefSeq names its product U3 small nucleolar RNA-associated protein 18 homolog (gene wcd). Lineage: Eukaryota; Metazoa; Arthropoda; Insecta; Hymenoptera; Vespidae. Gene Ontology annotation, cellular component: Pwp2p-containing subcomplex of 90S preribosome; small-subunit processome. Gene Ontology annotation, biological process: rRNA processing. The record is from RefSeq and is a predicted model, not a curated record. The coding region runs from base 184 to 1695 and encodes 503 amino acids. Gene Ontology annotation, molecular function: protein binding. The transcript has 8 exons.